Messenger RNA from Dermacentor silvarum, 3260 nucleotides. RefSeq names its product neuropeptide F receptor. Gene Ontology annotation, biological process: G protein-coupled receptor signaling pathway. Lineage: Eukaryota; Metazoa; Arthropoda; Arachnida; Ixodida; Ixodidae. Gene Ontology annotation, molecular function: neuropeptide Y receptor activity. The transcript has 3 exons. The record is from RefSeq and is a predicted model, not a curated record. Gene Ontology annotation, cellular component: membrane. Bases 302 to 1549 code for a protein of 415 amino acids.
GCGAGCUGUUACUUGCGAGCGCAUAUGUGGAUGGUAUUCGCCAUUGAGCGUCAGAAAUAUGCUGACACUAUGUUUAACACUCGCCUUACAAUGGGCGGUGUCCAAAACCCAUGUCGUCGCUUUUGACCACUGAGGCGUUUGAAGCGUUCGCUGGAUCAUGCCAUCACUUUGAUUCUGCAGUGGCGCUGUGUAGAGCUGUGCAUCUCUUGGCCUAGAGAGAUCUCCAGACCGCGAGGACGACCCGUUGGUCCUCGGCCAAAGCUGGAGUGCGUUGGGUGAGCUCGGAGAGGGCACACGUAUCAUGGAGGGCCUCAGCAUGAGUCCCAACGAGCUAAUGGCCCUUCUGUCGCAAAACAAGAGCGGCAACGACACCGAGGAGCUGCACCGGCAGCUGGAGAGCCGCCUGCUCUCCUUUCUCGACCGGAGGGCCAUUGACAGCGACACGCUAGCCGCUCUGCUGGCAGCGUAUACGCUGCUCAUCCUCACUGGCGCCACGGGCAACGGGCUGGUCUGCUUGGCGGUGGCGCGGCGCCCUAAGAUGCGCACGGCGCGGAACUUGCUGAUUGUGAACCUGGCGGCCGCCGACCUACUGCUCUGCCUGUUCACCAUGCCCUUCUCGCUGGUGGAGAUCGCACUCAAGUUCUGGCCCCUGGGUGGGACCACGUGCAAGCUGGUGGCCGGUCUGCAGGCCACUAGCGUCUUCGUUUCGACGCUCAGCAUCACGGCCAUCGCCAUCGACCGCUACCUUGUUAUUGUCUAUCCGACCAAGCAGCACUGGUGCUUCUCGGCGCUGGUCGGCAUGCCACUUAUCUGGCUGCUGGCGCUGCUGCUGUCUGUGCCCAUGUUCGUGUACCGUGUGCUCGACCACAUCGAGCUACCGGACCCUGCGCGGGGCACAGUGGUGCACCUCGAGUACUGCGUCGAGCACUGGCCCAUCGAGGAGGGCCGCUUCUACUACUCCAUCUUCUCAAUCGUGUUCCAGUACUUCAUGCCCAUCACCACCGUGACCGUGGCCUACGCGAGUAUCUGCCGCCGCCUCCGGGUGAGGCUCGUUGCCAAGGCGGGCCCGUUGAACCAGAGCGCACCGCGCCAGCAGCACGACAAGCAGCGUAUGCACCGCACCAACGUGCUCCUGGUGGCCAUCGCCGCCAUCUUCGCCGCCAGCUGGCUGCCCCUGCACAUCCUCAACCUGGUCGCAGACUCGACGCCCAGCCUCACGGAAGACUCUCGCCUGUACCGUGUCUACUUCGCCUGUUGCCACAUGGCCGGCAUGAGCUCGGCCUGUUCGAACCCGCUGCUCUACGGAUGGCUCAACGACAACUUCCGGCGCGAGUUCCGGCGUAUCCUGUCCACAUGCUGCCCGCGGCUGCGCACCCGGCGUGCGUCCACAACUGGGCCGCCAUCCGAAAGCCGGCCGCUUACGGGACAGGCGCUUGUGCUGUUUCGCCGCCAACCGCGGCCACACACCCAGGACACCUGCGUGGAAGCCGCUCCACCGCGACCAGCCGGAGACCAGUACGAGACGCUCGUCGUUCUCAGCCAGCCGUAAACGCUGGACCCAUUGCGCGCCCGCGGGUGCUGUAGCAAAUCCGGAGUGUGCGGACCCCGUCGUUGGUUACUUUCUCGUACAAAAAUUUACGAAAACCAAGUCUUGAUACUGCCUUGAAGGUUUUGGUAUGGCUCACUGUAAAUGUAUGGUGCGUUUGGACUUUUCAAAGCACACUCGAUGCUAUGAAGUGAGCUGUGCCGCUGCAUUAUCGUUUCAACUACGCCCAUCGUUUAAGUAGCAACGCCGCACUUUAGGCUAUGCCGUCGUGUUUCCGUCGUGUAUCCUGCAAGUGCAGCCGCCGAUUCAAUGGUUAUGGCCGCACUUGCAAAUCGUCGUGGUGCGUGAUUGUGCAUGAUGCUGAAUGUGCUACAGCCAGGAAACAUUUCGGAAGUCAAAGGUGCUCUUUCGGGAAAACCAUACUUUGGGGCCGCCCCGUGGUAGCCAUGACCGCUAAUUAGCGUCUUGUGGGUGCCAGCUGGAAGGUCACACAUAACAGCAACACCUGAUUUUAACGUGGCGCUUUGGAGGAUCGCCUUUCCUUGUUUUUACGAAACUCCGUCUUUCAGGUCGACAUGAGGUGGGGUUCGUCAUUUUUAAUAAUAUGCUCAGACUGUUUUCUGGUACUUCACUUUUCGAAAGUUGACAUCAUUGCGCCAGGUGAAUGGUGUCAUAAUGUGUUCAAUGCCCUUUGUAAGUGCGACUUUUUUUCCUUCUCUCUCUGUUUAAGUUAACUUUACGCGCCGGGCAUGGUAACGCCUCCUCUACCGGUGCAAUUUCAAGGUUUUAAGAAAAACAAACUAUUCUACAACGCCAACAUUAUUUCCUAUCUAUGAGUCAUUAAUUACAAGACAGUAAUAACAGUAAAAAAACUGCCUGGCUGGUAUCAAAGUGUGUUGGGAAAUAAAGAGCCUGGGUAUGAUUGGUGUAGAGACUUGCACCUGGAGUCUGAAGGCAGUUGAUAACAUGGUAACAUCCUAUAAAGUACUUCGAUUUUAUACCGGAGCGAGAAAACUGUGAUGCUGAUAAAAAAAUGUGCUUAACGUAAUAUGUGAUCAAUAUAGGAAAUGGUACUAUCGACCAAAAAAGUUUACGGACCAAGGGAUCUGAUAAAAAGCUGAAUAUCUCCGCAGCCUCAAAACGCAGCCUGGUAUUGCCAUUUCCAGCCUCCACUGGUAAAUGCCAACAACAUUGUCGUGUACGGUUUUACUGGCUACUUUGAAAGGCUGCUCGGAUAUUUAACGUUUUGUGAGAUCCCGUGGUCCGUAAACUUUUUUGGUCGAUAGUACACAUUGCAAUACAUUGAUCUUAUUCAUUAGGGCAUGCUUACUCUUUUUUAUUUUUAUUUUUUGACAAUAACAGCACAGGGCUUCCAACACAUUCGCCGUGGUUGCGUUCUGAAAGAAGAUCAACCAGACCGGCGUAUCUUUCCGACAUUCCGACACACAGCCCCAGAUAGAGUGUUCAGUUCAAUUUGUAUCUGUUUUCUGCAUUUAAAUGUGUUUACGACGAGCCGUUUGUAAGCGCUUCUUUGUUUAAAUAACAAGAAAUUAAUUACACCAUGUGUAAAAGAAACCCUCUGUUGCACCCUUCCUGAAUUUCUGACUGAAUUUGUGCACCUUUGACAAAAAUACAACAUAUUAUUCUGCUCUGUCACUAAUGCUGAAGUUGUGUUUUAUUGCGAUAGCAAUUAUAUGGACACUCCAAACGCAUU